GGACCAUAAAUUUAAAAGCGAUGCGAAGCACCAACAGAGAAAGAAAGAAAAAAAAAAAAAAAACAAAACACAGAGCCCAAUAGCAUUGCGGCAUUGGCAGUGGCUAGAUGGCUACAGACCUCUCUCUUCCCACGCUAGUCUUAUCCAAAAUCCACCGCAAGACCUUACCAAUUUACCUAACUAGAAAACCUCGCUUGUCAUCUCCGUCGCUCCCCACUACUUAUCCUCUCUCCAUUUCCAAAAAUGCCGUCCCCAAGCUUCGUCUCCUUUGUCAGACUGCCGGAACGCAGUCUACUGGUGUCUCAGGCUUUGAAUUCGCUGCCCAAGUUGGCCAACAUCGUCUUUGCAAGGUUCCUAUUUCCAAUAUCAGAAAUUUCUGCAUCAUAGCGCAUAUUGAUCACGGGAAAUCAACUUUGGCCGAUAAAUUGCUUCAAAUGACUGGGACUGUGCAGCAGCGGGAAAUGAAGGAACAAUUUCUUGAUAACAUGGAUUUGGAAAGGGAAAGAGGCAUCACAAUCAAAUUACAGGCAUCUAGGAUGCGCUAUGUUUAUGAAAAUGAACCAUAUUGCCUGAAUUUGAUUGAUACUCCUGGACAUGUAGACUUCUCCUACGAGGUUUCUCGCUCACUUGCUGCUUGUGAAGGUGCUCUCCUAGUUGUUGAUGCUUCUCAGGGAGUCGAAGCACAAACACUUGCUAAUGUUUACUUGGCCUUGGAAAACAAUCUAGAAAUCAUCCCUGUUUUAAACAAAAUAGAUCUUCCAGGUGCAGAGCCAGAUCGAGUCAUCCAGGAGAUUGAAGAGGUUAUUGGUUUAGAUUGUAGCAAUGCAAUACGCUGCUCUGCAAAGGAGGGAAUAGGUAUAACUGACAUUUUGAAUGCAAUCGUCAAGCGGAUUCCUUCACCAUGUGAUACUGCAGAAAUGCCUUUGAGGGCUUUAAUAUUCGAUAGGGUGUAUUGCAUUGUUAAAUUCUUCUGCAGUUAUUACGACCCAUAUCGUGGUGUUAUUGUUUAUUUCCGGGUCAUAGAUGGGAGUAUAAAGAAAGGUGACAGAAUUUAUUUCAUGGCUAGUCAGAAGGAUUACUUCGCUGAUGAAAUUGGAGUUUUAUCCCCCAAUCAGUUGCAAGUGGAAGAAUUAUAUGCUGGUGAAGUAGGUUACCUUUCUGCUUCCAUAAGAUCAGUAGCAGAUGCCAGGGUGGGUGACACUAUUACACACUACAAUAGAAAGGCAGAAAUCUCACUACCUGGAUACAAGGAAGCCACUCCAAUGGUGUUCUGUGGCCUGUUUCCAGUUGAUGCAGACCGGUUUCCUGAGCUACGUGAUGCAUUGGAAAAACUUCAGCUCAAUGAUGCUGCAUUAAAGUUUGAGCCUGAAACAUCAAGUGCCAUGGGUUUUGGUUUUAGGUGUGGGUUCUUAGGUCUUCUCCAUAUGGAAAUUGUUCAGGAAAGGCUUGAGAGGGAAUACAAUCUGAGCUUAAUAACUACCGCUCCAAGUGUUGUAUACAGAGUGAACUGCGUAAACGGUGAUAUUGUUGAGUGCUCAAAUCCAUCUUUACUUCCUGAACCAGGAAAAAGGACAUCAAUUGAGGAGCCAUUUGUGAAGAUUGAAAUGCUUACUCCAAAAGAUUAUAUUGGUCCACUUAUGGAGCUUGCUCAAGAUAGAAGAGGAGAUUUUAAAGAAAUGAAAUUUAUAACCGAGAGUAGAGCAUCUCUUACAUAUGAAUUACCCCUGGCUGAGAUGGUAGGUGAUUUCUUUGACCAGCUGAAGUCCAGGAGUAAAGGAUAUGCUAGCAUGGAAUAUACUUUUGUUGGGUACAAGGAAAGUGAUUUAAUAAAGCUUGACAUUCAAAUAAAUGGUGAUCCAGUGGAGCCAUUGGCUACUAUAGUGCACAAGGACAAGGCAUAUUCUGUGGGGAGGGCUUUGACUCAAAAGUUGAAAGAGCUUAUACCACGACAAAUGUUUAAAGUUCCUAUCCAAGCAUGUAUAGGAGCAAAAGUUAUUGCUAGUGAAUCCUUGUCAGCAAUUAGAAAGGAUGUUUUGGCCAAAUGUUAUGGUGGGGACAUUUCAAGGAAGAAGAAGUUACUCAAGAAACAGGCUGAAGGGAAGAAGAGAAUGAAAUCAAUAGGUAAGGUAGAUGUACCUCAAGAAGCUUUCAUGGCUGUAUUGAAACUUGAAAAGGAGGUAUUAUAAUCAAUUAUGUUACUUCCCAUCUGGCUUUUAGAUAAUUACUUCUAGUUAUGCAAUUGAAAUUUGAAUUUUGUUGUAUAUUUUAUUUUCCCUUUAUAGUGGUCAUAGCUGAUAUAGGCCAUGCCAUGUUGCCAAAUCCAUUGUCGUGUAGUUGUCGACAUUUGGAUCAAAAUUAUGUAUUAUAUCCAAUCAAGUUUUGCAACAUGGCUUAUAAACUUUCCCCCCUUUCACCCAAAACCGCUAAAUCAUUGCAGGAAAAGAAGUUGCAAAUGGUUUUUAUGGAUGGAAGUUUUAUUCA
Molecule: messenger RNA, 2481 nt
Organism: Jatropha curcas
Lineage: Eukaryota; Viridiplantae; Streptophyta; Magnoliopsida; Malpighiales; Euphorbiaceae
Product: Small GTP-binding protein
Biological process (GO): positive regulation of translation
Molecular function (GO): GTPase activity; ribosome binding; GTP binding
Source: RefSeq, a predicted model, not a curated record